UUACUGUGCACACCGCUAACUUCUACACAUCUCUAAUUUUGCACGAAUAUUUUAUUUUGUAAUAGUUAUUAUUAAAAACUUAAACAAUGGUUAUUGGCGUCUUCCCGGCGGCCAAGCUCGGCAUCUUGGCCAUCAAGCAGAUCAGCAAGCCGAUAGCCAACGUGAUAAAGUCCAACGCCAAGUCAAGUCCCUUUUUUAGGAAGUACAUCUGCAUGCCGCCGGCGCAAUUCUACAACUGGGUGGAGGUGAAGACUAAGAUGUGGGCCUUGAAUAUGGGAGGCCGGGUUAAUGUUCCUCCGCUGAACGAGGCAAUGGCCAUUGAGCUAGGAGCCAAUCUGCUUGGCGAGUUUAUUAUCUUCUCGAUCGGAGCCGGUCUUCUGAUCUUCGAGUAUUCACGUCAAACCAUUAAAGAGAACAAGAAGAACGAAUUGGCGCAAUCGGAAAAAAUGGAACUGACCAACACGCUGACGGAGAUGAGUUUCCGGCUAGAGCGUCAAGAUGCUCAAAUUCGAGAAAUGACAAGAGUCCGGGCUGAUCUAGAUUCGCGGAAUAUCUUCCGGUGGCACAAGGAGCCCAUACAGGAGUAUGUUCCCUUCGAUCCCAACACACCAGAUCAGAGCGCCAGCGCGAGAAACCCAAAAAAUUCGGAUAGCUUAUAUGAUCCGCUAGGCGGAAUGGCAUUCCGAGCCCUGCACUUCUUGGAUACGCAGAUCUUUGUAGACGGUCGUAACCGCAAGGCCAAAGAGGCACUCAGGCACCUGGAUCAGGUGGCUGAGCAGCUGGAGCAGUCGUUAGGAGAGGCAGCCACCGUCUCCGUCGCCAGCUCACUGCCAACAAAAACAGAGCUAUGACCCAAUCGACGCCUGGAGCAGGAUGUGGCUUUGCUCAUGAUGGCAGUGGCCAUGGAGGAGCAGUGAUGCUGCCGGCUUGUACACAUUCACCCUACAAACCAUUUCAUCAGUGCUAGUUAUGAUCAAAUCGCGUGUUACCAUUUCGUACUCUAAGUAAAAAAGUCAAUAGUUUUGUAUAACUAUUGUACGUUUGUAGUUAUAUUUAUUAAUUUUUAUUGUUACCGCAGACAACAACUAAAGAAAGAGAUGCAAAACAGUGUA
Messenger RNA from Drosophila eugracilis, 1112 nucleotides. Its product is annotated as putative OPA3-like protein CG13603. Gene Ontology annotation, cellular component: mitochondrion. The record is from RefSeq and is a predicted model, not a curated record. The coding region runs from base 87 to 851 and encodes 254 amino acids. Gene Ontology annotation, biological process: regulation of lipid metabolic process. NCBI's taxonomy places the organism in Eukaryota, Metazoa, Arthropoda, Insecta, Diptera, Drosophilidae. The transcript has 4 exons.